Messenger RNA from Colletotrichum orchidophilum, 351 nucleotides. RefSeq lists its product as uncharacterized. The transcript has a single exon. Lineage: Eukaryota; Fungi; Ascomycota; Sordariomycetes; Glomerellales; Glomerellaceae. The record is from RefSeq and is a predicted model, not a curated record. The coding region runs from base 1 to 351 and encodes 116 amino acids.
AUGGAUGGCGUCGAUCCGGAAUUUUCCCAGGAGCUGGUCGAGUAUCUACGCGUCAACAACUUGACGACGAUCCUCGGACUUGAAGUUCUUGCCAAAGAAGUUCCGGAGAUAAUGUGUGAGUUCAUCCUCAAAGACAACAGCACCGUCAUGUUGGACGCGAGAGAUAUCAAGAAAUGGACGUCCUACCGCUUUACUGGAUUCGCUGUCAAUGGGCCAGGAAUGACUGAGCGCAAGGGCAAUCAAAGCCAUGCCAGGGCUGUCAGGAAUACCAACCAGGUUUUCACUGAUCGGAAGAUUGGGAAAGAAGAUUUUCUCAUGGAUGUUCUCCGGGCUGAGGAUAUCGUUCAUUAA